AAAUAAAUGUAGCCUAAAGAAAACAUUAAAAACAAAUUUAUAAUAAUUUUAUAGCUAUACACACACCAUCUAGGACUCACAAACAGAAAACAAAACAUGGAAUUAAUGUCUAUAAUGCUUUAAAAACAAAACAAAUAAAUUGGACACCAAAGUGUACCAUAUUCAUUGAAAGUCCCUAUAGUGACCAGGCAAUAGUUGAAGAUGUUGAAAUAAAAUUCUCUAUAUUUUACCCGACUGCUGCUGUAAAGGUGUGAAAGGUGUUAUCUCUCGAUUAAAGUUCAAGUUCUCAUUGUUUCAUCUGUUCUCUUAUACUCUACAAGUGUUCUUUUACAUCAGUAGAAUUUAUGAGGGAUUAUUGGAUUAUGCAACUAAGGCAUGAGACUUUAGAGCAUAACUAAACUCUCUAUUCUCAAGUGUAAUGUGCAGUGAAGUUUCUGUAAUAAAUACAUUUUCACAUUAUUUUAAUAUGUCAGAAUUCACAGUGUUGCAACCCUAAAUAUGUAGCCCUUCCUAUAAAGUGCAGGCAACCAAGUUUGUCAAAGGUCAGUCAGGUUGGUCUGUCAAAGUUCACUACAAAGUUCAAGCCUAUAAUGCAAUCGCUUAGAAAUAAGAGAUACGACAGAGAUUGUCAAUUGAAAUGCUUCUAAACUGAAUCUCUCUUUAGAAAUCUGCAUUUAAGACAUUGCUGUGUUUCAAUCACAGUUUGUUUUACUGCAUUUAGUUAUCUAGAGAAUUCUGGUUAGUUUAACUAAGUAGUUGUAACUGAUAAAGUUCUACAUGUCGACAUCACUCGCAACAGCCCUUCAAGAAUGGAAAGUUCAGGAGAAAGAAUUACAGAAGCUUCAGGAGACCCAUCGGCUUUACCUGCAGAAGUUAGAGGAAGUCUCCAAACUUCAAAAAAGCUUUGCUGCCUCCAUAGCGAGACAGAAGAAGAAUUUAAAGGAGAAUUUAAAGUCUUUGACUAAAUUUGAAAAAGGACUGACUGAAGAGGAGAAGAAUGAGGUUAAUGAGGUCAAAGGUCACAUUCGGAAUAUGCCAAGCCUAAUCUUUCAAAUGGAAGCAUUUCUGCCAAAGAAAAAUGGGCUUUAUCUCAGUCUUGUCCUUGGGAGUGUGAAUGUCAACCUUCCAAGCAAAGAGGCAAAAGCUGAAUACAAAGAUGAGUAUGAAAGGUUCAAGCUGUAUGUGACCUUGAUUCUGUUCCUGCUGACCUUCAUAUGUCGCUUCUUCAUCAGCUACAGAGUUUUGGAUGCCCUUCUUAACUUCCUGUUGGUUUGGUACUAUUGCACCCUGACAAUCCGUGAAAGUGUCCUCAUCAGCAAUGGAUCAAGGAUUAAAGGCUGGUGGGUUUUCCAUCACUACAUUUCCACCUUUCUAUCUGGGGUCAUGCUAACCUGGCCAGAUGGUGAAACAUACCAGUCUUUCAGGAACCAAUUUCUGGCCUAUUGUUUGUAUCAAAGUUUUGUGCAGUAUCUUCAGUACUACUAUCAAAGUGGGUGUCUCUACAGGCUAAAAGCACUAGGGGAAAGACACAACUUGGAUUUGACUGUUGAGGGAUUUCAGUCGUGGAUGUGGCGGGGACUGACAUUUCUUCUUCCCUUUCUCUUCCUGGGUCAUUUCUGGCAGCUUUGGAACAGUAUUUCCCUGUUCAUAAUGGCUCAGCUUCCUGAAUGUAAAGAAUGGCAGGUGGCCAUGUGUGGCUUCUGCUUUCUGGUUCUGUUUGUGGGGAAUUUUUCCACUACACUCGCAGUUGUUCGUCACAAGCACAAAACCCAGCAAAAGACCAAGAGUCUGUGAUUUUUAAGAGCUUUCAUGUAAAAAUGUCAAUGAAGACAGCAGUUAUUUUUGCAAAAUAAGCAGAUUUAAGUUAAUAUUUGGACACAAAAGUCUUUGUGUAAGAAAAUCAAAAAUUCUUUAAUUAUUUUUUUUUUUACUAUCUUUCAGAGAACAUGCAGACUGUGUUUUGUUUUUAAUAAAGGAGUACAAAGUGGGAUGUUGAACAAUUUGUAAUAAAGUUGUUUGUAUUUAAGUGGAAUUCCCAAACUUGAAUAAACUAUAAAAAUGAAAAGUGUU
Messenger RNA from Ctenopharyngodon idella (grass carp), 2070 nucleotides. RefSeq names its product transmembrane protein 120Ab (gene tmem120ab). The transcript has 12 exons. The coding region runs from base 778 to 1794 and encodes 338 amino acids. Gene Ontology annotation, biological process: fat cell differentiation. Gene Ontology annotation, cellular component: membrane. NCBI's taxonomy places the organism in Eukaryota, Metazoa, Chordata, Actinopteri, Cypriniformes, Xenocyprididae. The record is from RefSeq and is a predicted model, not a curated record.